Molecule: messenger RNA, 2007 nt
Organism: Rotaria sp. Silwood2
Lineage: Eukaryota; Metazoa; Rotifera; Eurotatoria; Philodinida; Philodinidae
Source: the annotation of a GenBank genome assembly
AUGACUGCUGCAGAGAAUACAAUCGUUCAAACACACACUGAUAAUUUGGAAACAUUUUCUCUUGUUUGGCUGGAUGAAAAAGUCAAUAAAAAAGAAGAGAACAAGCGUGCCCAAAAGCGACUUCGUUCAAUCAUCAAUCAUCUGAAAACAUUUGAUGAUCAAAACGAGUGUCAACAAUAUAUUAUGUCUCGUUCUGAACAAGACCGAGUCGUCCUUAUCAUUAGUGGUCAGUUAAGUAAAGACUUAAUUCCUCGGAUUCAUGAUCUUCGACAACUCUCCGCUAUUUAUAUCUAUUGUUGGAAUAGAAAAGCAUAUAAACCCUGGGCCAAAAAUUUUACCAAAAUAAACGGUGUGCUCGUUCAACUUGAUGAUCUCAUUAAUCAAAUCACACUCGAUCAAAAAGAGCGAGGAAAACAAGAAGAACCAAUGGUUAUGAGUUUUUACAAUGUUAGUAGUAAUGCAGAUAAAUCCACAACUCAACUCAAUGGUCAUUUUAUUCAUUCUCUAUUAUUAAUCGAUGUUCUUAUUCGAAUGAAACCUAAUGAUGCUGACAAAAAAAAACUCAUUGAAAUUUGCAAAGAAGAAUUUGAUGAUAAUGAACCUCAACUAGCCAUCGUUCACGAGUUUGAACGUAAAUAUAGAUCUAAAAAAGCUAUAUGGUGGUAUACUCGUGAUGCAUUUUUAUAUAGAAUGUUAAACAAAGCUUUGCGAGUACAGAACAUUGAAUUAUUAUUAUUAUUUCGUUUUGUAGUUCGUGACAUUUAUGAACAAUUAAAAAAACAUCAAUGUCGAAAUCCUAUUUGUGUGUAUCGUUAUCAAGCUAUGUCUGUUGAUGAAUUGAAUAAUCUUCAACGAUCGAUCGGUCAAUUCAUCUCGGUUAAUUCUUUUUUCUCGACUAGUGCUGACCGUGAUGUAGCAGUAAAGUUCUUGAGGAGUACACCCAUUUCCAAUGAUUUGCAUCGUGUAUUAUUUAUCAUUGACGCUGAUCCUCGUGUUGUGAAAUCAAAACCAUUCGCUGAUAUUAGUUCACUCAGUUACUUCACUCAUGAAUCUGAAAUAUUAUUUAUGGUUGGAUGCAUAUUUCGUUUGACUAAUAUUUAUCGGGAUGAGAAUGAAAAAAUCUGGACAAUUCAAAUGCAGUUAGCAGAAGAUAAUGACAAUAAUUUAAAGAAACUUUUCGAGCAAUUGAAAUCAGACUAUGGAGGUGACGAAGAUGAAGCUGAUCUUAAAUCUUUUGGUGAUGUACUACAGCAUAUGGGAAAAUAUGAUUUGGCAGAGAAAAUAUAUAUUGACCUACGUAAAAAGUGUACUCCCGAUGAUUCGUCAUAUUCUCAAUUAUGUUUCUCAUUCGGAAUGCUGUAUAAAGAAAGAAAGGAUUUUGAUCGCAGUCUACAAUGGUUUCAAAGAGCAUUGGACAGAAAACUUCGUACGGAACCAACUGAUUUAGUCUACAUUGGUGGUCUCCACUGUUGUAUUGGGAAUAUUCAUAUGGAAAAGAAUGAUUUUAAUGAAGCGAUGAAAUGUUACACUACAGCAAUGGGCUGCUACAAUCGUGCGAAUGCUAAAAAUCAUCCGUAUAUGGCUUCUUUGUAUCAUGGCGUCGCUCGUGUUUGCUGUGCUCGGAAGCAAUACUCAGAUGCUUUGAAUUAUUAUACACACUCAUUGAAUAUUCAACAACAGUAUUUACCUUCUAAUCAUCCAGAUACAGCUUUAAAUCAUGUUGGCAUAGGUGAUAUUUAUCGUAUUGUUGGUCAAUACCAGAAUGCUAUGAACUAUUACAGAAUGGCACUAGACAUUAGAAUAAAAUCACUACCUCCUCAACAUCAAGACAUUGGUUCGAGUAAUAAAAACAUUGGCCUACUAUAUGAGACGAUGAAUAGUUUCAAAGAAGCAUUAGGAUAUUAUCAAAAAGCAUACACUAUGUAUCGUCAUUCGUUGCCACCUGAAAAUCCAAACGUGGUUGAGAUUGAAAAAGACAUUGAACGUGUCAUUGCAAAACUGAAAUAA